Messenger RNA from Pteropus alecto (black flying fox), 1975 nucleotides. RefSeq names its product lutropin subunit beta (gene LHB). The coding region runs from base 1296 to 1904 and encodes 202 amino acids. Gene Ontology annotation, biological process: G protein-coupled receptor signaling pathway. The transcript has 2 exons. Gene Ontology annotation, molecular function: hormone activity. Gene Ontology annotation, cellular component: cytoplasm; extracellular region. NCBI's taxonomy places the organism in Eukaryota, Metazoa, Chordata, Mammalia, Chiroptera, Pteropodidae. The record is from RefSeq and is a predicted model, not a curated record.
ACUUGCUGACUUACUGGAGCUUCAAGGAGACGCCCAAGGCCUGGAGCCACUGCGCCCAGAGGCCUCCCCAGGCCCCCGGGCUCCGCGUGACCCGAGUCCACCCCGUAACGCCAGCCGUACCGCACCGCGGGCAGCUGUCCCUGGCUCAGGAGUCCUACAGGCCCCCGCUGCACCCGCUCCGCCGGCUUGACCGUUUCUGCCCGCUGGAGCUGCCCUGGGGCGGCCCCCACUGGCAGCCCGUGCCGGGCAUCUACAGCGUGCCGCAAGCCUACCGCUCCGAGAACGCCAGCUACGGCAGCUCGAAGCCCGCGCUGGUCUGAGGCCCCGCCAGCCCCGCCCAGACACGCCCCCGAGCGGGGCGGGACCGGGCUCCAGAACCCCGCCCACAGGGGGGUGGGUCGCCGUGGGGCACGCCCACUCAUUUGUGGGGGCGGGACCGGGCCGGGAAAAUGUACUUCGGGGCCGUGGGCCUGCCGGCGGGGACACGUCCCCUGCGGCAGAAGGGGCGGAGUUUAUUUUAGGCAAUGACAGAUAAACAGCCUACGCCACGCCGUUUGCUGGGUUCCACUCUGGCAUCCUGGCUUCCGGGGGCCUGCGUAUUGGCGAAAUGGGGCUCCCUGUGGAGGGGGACGCACCUGGGUGCACACGAACUCAUCCCUAGCACAGAAUCCGAUAUUGAAGCGGAGCCCUAAGAGGUUGGACUCUGGCUUCCAGUCUAUGAGAGGUGGAACAGGGUUAAGGCCUGCGCGCAUCGCCAUUCGAGGGUGAGGGCGAGCUCUAGCCUCUCCCUGGCUCCCCCCACGAUGGGCAAAGGCAAGGAUACACAGCCAGGGGGCACAGCCUAGGGCUUCUUAUACCCUAUUUCCUGUGCCCCCAACUCACCUUCUCUAGCACCUGAUAAGCCUGUGAGGUCAGCUGUCACCUUGGGUGUCUCCCACUUCUUGGUGCAAGAGCCACUCAGGGAAUGGGGGGAGGAGGUGCUCCGCUGAGCCACUCCUGCACCUCCCUGACCUUGUCUGCCUCUCGCCCCCGGGGGGAUUAGUGUCCAGGUUACCCCGCCAUCCCACCACCCCCAGUGGCCUUGCCGCCCCCACAGCCUGCAAAUAUAAGACCAGGUAAACACAGUAGGGAGGCACUGAGGAUGGAGACGCUCCAGGUAAGACUGUAGGGCCCCUGGGCACCUCACAACUCUAUCAGAGCCACAGGUGGCACACGGGAGUCCUGUGACCUGGUGAAGGCAGCCUCUUUCUAGAAGGGUGUGGUCAGCCUGCUGGAUCCCUGCCAGGAGGGGAGCGAUGGGGCAGGACCUGAGCGUGGGUAUCAGGUGUUGGGGUAUCUGGGGUCCCUGGGUAUCUGGAUGGGAGAUCAAAGUGGAGGGGCUGGCCCAGCAUGGAAGGGGAACAGAGUCCCUGAAUGUGUGUGUGCAUGGGGACGGGAAGCCAAGAACCAAGGGCAGGUCUGAGGCUGCCCCUGAGGCAGUGGCCUUGUCCCAGGGGCUGCUGCUGUGGCUGCUGCUGAGCACAGGUGGGGUGCGGGCAUCCCGGGGACCACUGAGGCCACUGUGCCGGCCCAUCAAUGUCACCCUGGCUGCUGAGAAUGAGGCCUGCCCGGUUUGCGUCACCUUCACCACCAGCAUCUGUGCCGGCUACUGCCCCAGCAUGGUACGGGUGCUGCCUGCUGCCCUGCCACCUGUACCCCAGCCGGUGUGCACCUACCAUGAGCUGAGCUUUGCCUCCAUCCGCCUCCCUGGCUGCCCGCCUGGUGUGGACCCAGUGGUCUCCUUCCCUGUGGCCCUCAGCUGUCGCUGUGGGCCCUGCCGCCUCAGCAGCUCUGACUGCGGAGGUCCCAGAGCCCAAUCCUUGACCUGUGACCACCCCUCCAUCCCAGACCUUCUCUACCUCUAAGGACUGCCUACCCCGACCAUCCACGCUCACCCCGAUUCCUGGAGCCAGCAGACGCUCCUCUCCUCCCCUCA